Melopsittacus undulatus (budgerigar) is the source of this 465-nucleotide messenger RNA. Its product is annotated as complexin-3-like. The record is from RefSeq and is a predicted model, not a curated record. Bases 1 to 465 code for a protein of 154 amino acids. Gene Ontology annotation, biological process: neurotransmitter transport; regulation of neurotransmitter secretion; synaptic vesicle exocytosis. The transcript has 3 exons. Gene Ontology annotation, cellular component: terminal bouton; SNARE complex. Lineage: Eukaryota; Metazoa; Chordata; Aves; Psittaciformes; Psittaculidae. Gene Ontology annotation, molecular function: syntaxin binding.
AUGGCCUCCUUCUUCACGGCUGCCCUGAAGACCUUCAAGGGGGGUGAGGAGGAGCCACCCAAGGGGCCCCCCAAGGAUGCCAAGGAGGCAGCUCUGCCCAGCGGCAUGAACCGCGAGGAGUUUGAGGAGUACCAGCGACAGCUGUUGGAGGAGAAGAUUGAGCGGGACAAGGCCUUUGCCCAGAGGAAGGCAGAGAGAGCCGCUGUCCGGAUGCACCUGCGGGACAAGUACCACCUGGCCCAGGACGAGCGGGACGACGCUCAGCUGCACGUGGCCGGCGGAGUGGUGGAGCUGCCACAGGAGCUGGCCUCCAUGGUGCACAGUGAGGAGGAUGAGGAGGAGGAGGAUGGCAGCGCCGGAGCCUUCGCCUUCCUGAGCAAGCUGCGGGACGUGGACCUGCCGGUGCUGCGCGACCGGGCGCUGGGCAGAGUGGGUGAGGUGAAGGAGAAGUGUGCUGUGAUGUGA